Messenger RNA from Trypanosoma grayi, 618 nucleotides. RefSeq lists its product as hypothetical. Bases 1 to 618 code for a protein of 205 amino acids. The transcript has a single exon. The record is from RefSeq and is a predicted model, not a curated record. NCBI's taxonomy places the organism in Eukaryota, Euglenozoa, Kinetoplastea, Trypanosomatida, Trypanosomatidae.
AUGAGGAACACACAAGUCUAUGUAUCUGUGCCGCCGAAUGAAGCGAAUGCAAAAGCGCUGCGCUCACGGCGAAAAAAGGCGGAAGCGUUGGGCACCUGCUCUAACGAUCCAAUGGACGGUUUGCUGCCGGUUCGAUUGGACGUUGGCCGUGGCCGCACACUGACAGCAUGCCUCUACAACGGCGACGAGGAAGUUGCAGUUUACCGUGAAGACUUCGGCACGACCUGCCGCAGUUCCCUCUACCGCACCACAGUCUGCAUGGACGGCCACAUAUUGGCGCGGAUAGAGACACAGGCUAUGAGUGAAGCAGAGCGGAGGAAACACGAGCUCUACGCCUCCAGCCAUGACGCUCCUUUCGCAGUGCGGAGCAACAACUCCCCACAGAGAUGUGCAAUUAACUCCAACGAGGGUGUGAAGUUGAGCCGCCAGCCCAGCACCCAGAGUAGCGCCUUUUCGCAGGAAAGGGAGUUUUGUAGGGUGGCGUCGGAACGGCCAUUUCGGGGAAAAUCGAGCCACGUCAAAAUUGCGGCGGUCCCGCCGUUUACACCCGUGCGACCAGCGUCAGAACACGUCUCUCCGUCGCGGCGUUCGUGCAAUACAGCACGGUCGCAUCAUUAA